Messenger RNA from Saccoglossus kowalevskii, 1073 nucleotides. Its product is annotated as peroxisomal trans-2-enoyl-CoA reductase-like. Gene Ontology annotation, biological process: phytol metabolic process. Lineage: Eukaryota; Metazoa; Hemichordata; Enteropneusta; Harrimaniidae. Gene Ontology annotation, molecular function: trans-2-enoyl-CoA reductase (NADPH) activity. Gene Ontology annotation, cellular component: peroxisome. The record is from RefSeq and is a predicted model, not a curated record.
UUUUCCUUCGUUAAGGUCAGCUGGUGGCGAUAAACAGUAUGGCAUGUAAUAAGGUUUUAAGUGUUUUCCGACAAGGAUUAUUCACCAACCAAGUUGCCAUAGUUACAGGUGGUGGAACUGGUAUUGGCAAAGCAAUUACGAGGGAAUUGUUGCAUUUAGGAUGUAAAGUUGUGAUAGCCUCUAGAAAAGUUGAAAGGUUAAACCAGUCAGCUGAUGAAAUGAGACAAGAACUUGAUAAAGACAGUCCUGCUGAACUGUUACCUGUCCAAUGUAAUAUAAAACAACAAGAAGAGGUCAAAUUAUUAGUUUCAUCUACUAUGGAAAAGUUUGGGAAAAUAAAUUACCUUAUCAACAAUGGUGGGGGUCAGUUCUACUGUCCUGUGGCUAAAAUGAGUCUUAAAGGCUGGAAUGUGGUUGUAGAUACGAACCUUACGGGAACAUUUCAAGUCACACAACAAGUUUACAAUGCAUAUAUGAAAGAGCAUGGUGGGAGUAUUGUAAAUAUCGUACUAGACAACGGCAAUGGAAUGCCAGGAAUGGGACACAGUGGUGCUGCUAGAGCUGGUAUUGAAAAUCUGUCAAAAACACUAGCCUUAGAAUGGGCUAAAGAUGGUAUCAGAGUAAACAAUGUUGCACCGGGAACCAUGUACUCAGAUACAGCAGCUGCCAAUUAUGGUGAAUUUAACAUAUUUGCAGAAACCAUUCCUUAUAUCCCGGCAAAAAGAUUAGGCACAGUGGAAGAGGUUUCAGCUGCCGUUAGUUUUCUGUUGUCUCCAGCUGCAGCUUUCAUCACCGGUACAACAAUAGCCGUAUCUGGUGGCUCUCAUUUAUAUAAAAACCAGUGUUUUGAAAUACCAGAUCAUGACAAGAUGCCUGCCUAUACAUGGGGCAAAUCAGAAAAACGACUUUUGAAGGAUGCUGUGACUGGCAAAUUGUCACCUGUGUGGGAUUAGAAACUAUUUGAGUUGUUAGAUACACUUAAUAAUAGAUAAAAACAUCCAUCGAAAUCUUUGUGUUAAAACAAAUCCGGAAUCUGUUGUAUGACUAUUUUGAAAUAAAAGAAAUCUCUUUGU